Uranotaenia lowii is the source of this 3082-nucleotide messenger RNA. Its product is annotated as zinc finger protein 60-like. Gene Ontology annotation, biological process: regulation of DNA-templated transcription. The transcript has 9 exons. Gene Ontology annotation, cellular component: nucleus. Gene Ontology annotation, molecular function: DNA-binding transcription factor activity, RNA polymerase II-specific; RNA polymerase II cis-regulatory region sequence-specific DNA binding; zinc ion binding. Lineage: Eukaryota; Metazoa; Arthropoda; Insecta; Diptera; Culicidae. Bases 87 to 2663 code for a protein of 858 amino acids. The record is from RefSeq and is a predicted model, not a curated record.
CAAAAACUUUUCGCAAAAAGUUUUGGUGGGGUGGUGCAUUGCACGAAAAAAAAUCGGCUCAUUUUUUCAGAAGUUCAACUGCGGACAUGACCAUAUUCAAUUUACAAAAAUUUCCGGACGUUUGCCGGUUAUGUCUCAAGCCAGAGUCGAAAGUGUUUAUGGUAUCGCUAGAUAGUUCGCUUUCGUCAUCGGAAGCUGAUCAACCUUCGAUUGGAAGGUUUAUCCGUGAUCUUACUUAUUCGGUUCCGAAGCACAAGGAUGAAUUGCUUCCAAAAUCCGUGUGCAGUCCUUGCCUGCAAGAAUUGCAACGAUUCUACACCUAUCGAUCUCAACUGGACCUAACGCAGCGUUUCAUGGAAGCGCUGGUUGAUCUUAAACUGGCUGACUCAAAGUCGCUGAUAAAGCUUUUCAACGAUCACAAAGGUGAUUUGAAUGAUCUCUUCCGGGAGCUUUCGCUCAGCAGCAAACAGGAGCCUACAGUUCAGGAUUUGUUGGAAGAAUUUCCCCAGUAUGAUUUUGCAUGCUCGGAAAAUGAUUUAGUCAAACGAAGUCGGCAAGCCGUAGUCGAAAUUAAAGUGGAAGUAGAGAAAGAUUUGAGCGAUCAUGAUGAUGGCCUUUCGGCUUCUGACGACGAAGAUAGGGAUCCGGAUUAUGCUGGUCCCAAUGAAGGAGCUUCCAGUGACGAAGAGUACCAAACAAAAAUCAAAACGGAAGUGGUUAUCUGCGAGUCUUCAAUUGGCAGAGAUGACGCUUCAAGCGAUGAAGGUUCCGACGAGGACGAUGAACCCCUGAGUAGAUUGAGAUACAAAGAAGAUCAAGUCGCCAAAUUGAUUAGUUUGGUUGACGAAAAGAGCAAUACGGGUGGGCUCAGAUGUGAUAGGCUUCUCGAUGAGCCUUGGGCUUGCGACAGGGAGAAUUGUAAAUUCGUAACUAAGUAUAGGGCGGCUAUUGGAAAGCACAAGGCGCACCACGAACGCCGAGAUCAUCGCUCGUAUCCGUGUUUGCAGUGCGAUGAAGUUUUCCCCACGUGGGCCCUAAUGAAGAAGCACAGCUACGAUCACCCGUCCAACAAUGUUACUUGCAAAAUUUGCGGAAGCGUUAUCAAAUACGCCACAGCUCUAAGAGCUCAUAUGCAACGGCAUGAAAAGGCGAAAAAGUUUUCUUGCGAAUACUGCGACUACACUACGAACACCAUUAUGUCGCUCAAGUCGCACAUCAGUGUGCACAACAAAAUCAACUGGAAAUACAAAUGCGAAAUCUGUGGAUCGCCGUUCAGAUCGAGAGCCGCCUUGAAACAGCACAUGAAUACGCACAAUGGGGACCCAAAAUUCCUCUGCAAUGUUUGCGGUAAAAAUUUUACUACGCGAACACAAAUGCGUCGACACAAUGCCGUUGUGCAUGAGGCAAAAAAGAUCAAAUGCGACCAUUGCGAGAAAACGUUCGACAGGAGGCUUACCCUGCGGGACCACAUGGAGCACGUUCAUGGGAUUCAAACCCGCUUCAUUUGCGACAUCUGUCUGCAGCUGUUCUUCAGUCAGGAAGCGCUGGAUUCGCACAAGAUAAGGCACGAUUUCCCGAAGGAGCACGAGUGUCCGGUGUGCUUGCAAGUUUAUCCAACCACCCAGCAGAUGCAGGAACAUCUGUGCAUUAGUUACCGGGACAAUUAUAUCUGCUGCAAUCGAGAUCAUCGGCAUCACAUAAUGUUCAACAAGCACAUGUUCAUGGAGCACGGGGAGGUUACGAACGCUCGGGUCAAACCGAUUCCGGGAGCGCUGCUCGGGACUAUUAGAGCAAAGCGGGCUACGAUCCAACGAUGCAUGGAAUGCAACAUCCUUUUCAAAUCGAGAUCUUUCAAACGGAAACAUUUGGCAAAAGGUUGCGAAAACGACAAAGAAUUGAUUGGAAUGGUUUCGCCCGAAGAAAUUCUACAAACCGUACUACAACCUUCAUCCCAUAACGACGACAACGAUGAUGGUAGCUGCGAUGACGAUUCUCCGAAGGAAGCUGCCGAAGGGGCCGCAAAGGGCAAGGGCAGGAAGGGUCGACCUGGUAAGGACAAAGCUCCGGUGGACUGCCUGUGCAACAUCUGUGGCAAAAAGUUCCGGCUGCUGGUCCAGCUAACGCGCCACAUCGAACGGGUCCAUGACCGAAAACCACCCACCUGCGAAACGUGUGGAGAACGAUUCCGCACCCAGCACAAGCUACGGGUUCACUACGAACGAGCCCAUGGUGUUCAAACUCGUUUCCUGUGCGACAUCUGUUUGUUGCGGCUCUUCAGCCAGGAAGCGUUGGAUGCUCACCGGUAUCGCCACGACAAUCCAAAGGAGCUGGAGUGUGGCCACUGUUUGAACUCGUUCACGACCGCGGAGGCUAUGAGUGGUCACGUUUGCAUCACUUAUAGGGAAAACUACAUCUGCUGUGAGGUUGAUUUUCGGCACCACAAAGGUUACAACAAGCACCAGCUGGAGGUGCACGAGCAGAAAACCAACGUUCGAGUGAAACCGGUUCCGGGUGUGCUUCUGGGAAUAGAAAAGCCGAGAAAGCCCCGUGUGGACCGUUGUCGACCAUGCAAUUUGACAUUCCCAACCCGUUGGUUGAAAAUUAAACAUUCGAGAAUAUGCACUGCAAGCCAGCAGCUGCUAGAAGAUAGCGAUUUGCAAUAGAACGUUUCGGCGAUUGAAAUAACUUUUUUCGGAUGAAAUUUUGGUUGUACUGUACCUAUGAAGGAACUUCAGGACUAGUAUCGCCAACGAGGAGAGGAUAUCGCCGAUGCACUUAGAUCAACAAUAGAUGAUUGACCUGUUGAAAUGUUCUUAGUAACUUGUGAGUCGUGAGGAUAAUGUUAUUCGUCGUUGGUCUUUGGUUUCGUUGGAAUAUUUGAUCCAGCUUGAACAACCUCUCUUUCAGAUUCAGAAAUGGUUUGUAAAAAGUCACAAAAAAAACUCUCAGCGACAUAUAAACAUCAACACAAGUUUAAAUUCUUAUCAGAAACGUGCUUGCGGUUGUCUAGAAUAACCCGGUCUAAACGAUCAAUGAAGAGGAAGAAAAUUCGAACUCUUAGAAGAGUGUAUGAUAAUCAAAA